Messenger RNA from Lampris incognitus (smalleye Pacific opah), 861 nucleotides. RefSeq names its product gap junction delta-3 protein-like. Bases 1 to 861 code for a protein of 286 amino acids. The transcript has a single exon. Lineage: Eukaryota; Metazoa; Chordata; Actinopteri; Lampriformes; Lampridae. The record is from RefSeq and is a predicted model, not a curated record. Gene Ontology annotation, biological process: cell communication. Gene Ontology annotation, cellular component: connexin complex.
AUGGGCGAGUGGAGCUUCCUCGGCAAAUUCUUCGAGAGCCUCGAGGCUCGCUCGCCGAUGCUGGGCCGCUUCUGGCUCCUCCUCAUGCUGUUCUUCAGGAUCCUGAUUCUGGGCACGGUGGCCAGCGACCUGUUCGGAGACGAGCAGGAGGAGUUUACCUGCAACACCCUCCAGCCGGGCUGCAAGCAGGUGUGCUACGACAUAGCCUCCCCCAUCUCCCAGUACCGCUUCUGGGUCUUCCACAUCAUCGCCAUCGCCACGCCGUCCCUGCUCUUCAUGAUGUAUGCAGUGCACCACUCCAACAAGAAGACAGGCGGCUCCAAGCAAAGUCUGCCGAGCAGCCACCAAUACAGAGAGGAGGUGUGGUGGAAGCGGCUGUACAUCGUGAACGUGGCCUUCCGCUUGGUGGCAGAGGUGGGCGUCCUGGUGGGCCAGUGGUGGCUGUACGGCUUCAAGGUGGAGGCCCAGUUUCGCUGCAGUCGCUUCCCCUGCCCGUACACCGUGGACUGUUUCACCUCCCGCCCUGCCGAGAAAACCAUCUUCCUGCGCUUCUACUUCAUCAUAGGACUGGUGUCGGGUGUUUCCAGCUUCGCCGAGCUUUGCUACGCCUCGAAGAAGUGGUUCUGCUCCAGACGCGGGCCGCCACCACCGGACUACUCCUCCGUCAGCUUGGAGUACACCACCAAGCAGGGGAAAGGGGAGGGGCAGAAGCCUGGUAGGCUGACCCCGUUGAAAAGCGUGAGCAGCAGCAGCAGCAGGAGGCUGAAGUCGGGUUCCACGAGGAGCAGCAUGAGCAAGAGGGUCUCCGGCAUCGGGCGGAAAAGCGCCAAGUACUCGAGCAGCAGGGCUUUCGUGGUUUGA